Messenger RNA from Ipomoea triloba (trilobed morning glory), 624 nucleotides. RefSeq lists its product as uncharacterized. The transcript is spliced from 3 exons. NCBI's taxonomy places the organism in Eukaryota, Viridiplantae, Streptophyta, Magnoliopsida, Solanales, Convolvulaceae. The record is from RefSeq and is a predicted model, not a curated record. The coding region runs from base 33 to 329 and encodes 98 amino acids.
GCACAGCCACACAGCACACAGCACGGGCGGAGAUGGAGAAGUAUUUCGGAAAUGCUUACCGGGGAGACCCGGGAGUCCCCCACUGCAACCCGAUGGACUUCUGGGGCGCUUGGGCCGGCGCCGCUGCCUUCUCUGCUGUCACCUGGGUUAAUCCCUACAUUUGGCAUUUCACCACUGAUGAUAAUUAUCAUGAUAAAGCAAUGCUUUAUGAGCAUCAUCACUGGAAACGAGCACGCGAUAAGAAUAAGCCACAUAGGUUUGAGUGGAAUAAAACGUCGGAGGAAUUUAGAGAGAACUACUACUUCAACUGGCCAGUGUUCUUUAAAUAGGGUUCUUGGAUCCAAAACAAUUUGAGACCUGGGAAACAACUGUUUUGCAUUGUGGGAUCUCUUUAGUACUAAAAGGUCAAGACAAAUACUGUGAUGGUUUAUGAGUACAUUUGUUAUGUUGCACUUUUGGCCUCUGGUUUAUAUACUAAUACUCUCUUUUCCCCCCAUCUGCUGUCUGCCCUGCACUAUUUGUUCUCAUGAUUGAAGAAUUGCCUCAGCUUGUGCUCUAAUCAACAAUGUAAAGACUGCAGUAUUAGUUUGUAGUGCAACAAAUAGUACAACAUUAGUUUAUUAA